Nannospalax galili (Upper Galilee mountains blind mole rat) is the source of this 2133-nucleotide messenger RNA. RefSeq names its product cysteinyl leukotriene receptor 2 (gene Cysltr2). The transcript is spliced from 4 exons. Gene Ontology annotation, cellular component: plasma membrane. The record is from RefSeq and is a predicted model, not a curated record. Gene Ontology annotation, biological process: G protein-coupled receptor signaling pathway. Gene Ontology annotation, molecular function: leukotriene receptor activity. The coding region runs from base 450 to 1415 and encodes 321 amino acids. Lineage: Eukaryota; Metazoa; Chordata; Mammalia; Rodentia; Spalacidae.
UUGAGCAUCUGUAAAGGACAAAUGACCUACUGACCAAAGUUCCUCCUUUCCUUGCUAUUGGCUGAUACUGUUCAUAAAACAGAAUUAGCUGUUUCAUUUUUGUUUUAAGUGAACAAAUUGAAUUACAUGGGGAGGGAGCCAGGAGUCACAGAGGAGCCAGAAACCAGGGCAGCUGAAGGCAGAAACCUACAGAAAUAGGAGACAGACAAAAGGAAGCUAACCCAGGCCGAAGACUCUCUGGCUGCAUCUGAGCCUACAGUGAGAAUAUUCUUGACCUUAACUUGAUCAAUGAGAGAAAAUACUAUUUUCUACAUAAGUCUUCUGUCAUGAGCUUGUAGAACAACAUUUCUAUAAAGAACAGUUGUCAAUCUUGAAGAGAACCCGAAGGCGUCACAGAUUCGUCACAAAAGAAAACUUAUACCCCAGCCUCUUUCAGCUUCAUAUCAGAAAUGGAACUAAAUAGAACCUUGGACAACACCAGCGACAGCACCUGCACCAUUGGAAACUUCAAGAAAGAAUUUUACCCAGUCAUAUACCUGAUAAUAUUUGUCUGGGGAGCCUUGGGAAAUGGCUUUUCCAUAUAUGUUUUCCUGAAGACUUACAAGAAGUCCACAUCUGUGAAUGUUUUCAUGCUCAACCUGGCCAUUUCAGACUUCCUGUUCAUAAGCACUCUGCCCUUCAGGGCUGACUAUUAUUUCCGAGGCUCUGACUGGAGAUUUGGGGACCUGGCCUGCAAAAUCAUGUCUUAUUCCUUGUAUGUCAACAUGUACACCAGCAUUUAUUUUCUAACAGUGCUGAGUGUUGUGCGUUUCCUGGCCACCGUACACCCCUUCCAACUCCUGCACACCACCAGCAUCAGAGGCGCCUGGAUCCUUUGCGGGAUCAUAUGGGUCUUCAUCAUGGCUUCCUCAGCCGUGCUUCUCAAGCGUGGCUAUGAGAAAAACAACGAUAUCCUACUGUGCCUGGAGCUGAGUUCCCUUAAACUUACCAGGCUGAAGAUCAUGAACCACAUUGCCUUGGUGGUUGGUUUCCUGCUGCCAUUCUUCACACUCAACAUCUGCUACUUGUUGAUCAUGCGGGUCCUGUUAAAGGCAAAGAUCCCAGAAUCAGGUCAGCGGGCUUCUCACAGGAAGGCGCUGACCACCAUCAUCAUUGCUUUGCUCACCUUCCUCCUCUGUUUUCUGCCUUACCACAUACUGCGGACCCUCCACCUGGUGUGGUGGAGCCCCGGGUCAUGUGGGGAGUUGCAGAAAGCCACCGUCAUCACACUGGCUUUGGCUGCAGCCAACAGCUGCUUCAAUCCUUUUCUCUAUUAUUUUGCUGGGGAGAAUUUCAAGGAUCGAUUAAGGGCCAUAUUCAGAAAAGCUCUUGUUCAGACAUCAAAGGCAAAGUGCAGCCUUCCUUUUCGUACCUAGCUCAAAAACAGAAUUAAAGAGUGCAAGGAGCUGUUAGGUAGGCGUGUUCAUGAAUCUUGGUGGCCACCUUCAUUUACUCAGUCUCCAAACUACUAUUUGCGUCAUUCCCAACCAGUCUUGGUUCCCAACAUUUAACUGACCACAGCAUCUCUUAAUAAAACCUAUUUCAGAAAUUUCAUUAAUUUUCUUUAUUGGUUGAGACUAAAUGGGGAAGUGGGAGAUAAAUAUCUACUACAGUCUUGCAUGCCAUAAUGUGAUAAUUGGGGAAAUUUUUCAAGCAUGGUAGAUCCUUCUUUUCUUUUGGAUACUAUAGCUCUCUGGCCAAUCAGACUUUCAAAAUUCCCGGCUUUAAGACAUCCUCCCAGGUGAGGUACAGAUGCCUUUAAUCCCAGCACUUGGAAAGCAGAGACAGGCAGAUCUCUGUGAGAUGGAGGCCAGCCUAGACUACAUAGCAAAUUCCAGGACAGCUUGGGAUACAGGGAGAGUCUGUCUCAAAACUAAGGUAAAAACAAAGCAACUUCCCAAGCAUUUACAACUUUCCAUUAAGGCUCCCUUUUUAUUAGCUCUCUUGAGGUACAGGCAACUAACAGACCUACAAGGGGCCUCAGUGCAAUUAGAAAGGACAUCCCAGGAACUCAGGGGAGAUUUUAACUUGAAGAAGACUUCCCUGUCAUAAAAGAAGUCAGGGCCCAAACAAGGAUGGUGAAAGAGGGGAGAA